AUUAAUUAAUACCAUAAAACAUUAAUCACUUUCUUGAAAAUACUUCUAAUUUUUCUUCUUGACUUAAGUGCAAACUCCUCCUCCUUGUUUCACAUUUUUUUCUUGAAAUAAUUAGGUGGUUUUGUAUUUAAGUGAAGAAGGAUAGAGGGGGCGAGUUCAUUGUUAUUUACUAAAUUUACAAUUGUGUAAAAUCGAUUAUAAAAGAAUAUUUAUAUCAUUCAUUACUGGCCCUUCAAGAUUUCUCGAUUAUCAAAAAAAAUAUAAUCAGGUGGUCAAAAUGUCAGCUAUUGUUGAACCAAUGUCACCAAAGAAGGCCUUAAUUAUGGAGACAAUGAUGGAUGAAAAUGAUCAACAAGACAAAAUGAAAAUUCAGGAUGAUGAAAGUUUGAGGGAGGAACAACUUCUUGAGAGUAAUCUUGGCUCUUCAGAGGGAGGAGAGAAUGAAUUAGAACCAGUGUUACAAGAACCAAAAUUGUACAUAAUUUGUCCAGGCAGAUCAGAUUUAGUGCUAUGUGAGCCAUUCAUUUCUACACCUAAAGAUUGCCUGUUCACUCUCAAGGAAGCAAGUAAAUACAAGCUCAAAUUUUCAUUUAUUGUCUCCAACAAUGGUGUUUCUGGUCUCAAAUACAUCAACACCACCUGGAAAUCUGGUGUAAGAGUUGAUAAAACUCAAGUGAUGCUAGGAAAUUUUGAACCUAGAAAAGAUCCAUAUGUAUAUGAAUUAGAAGAAGAUGUCACACCUUCUGGUGUUUUUGCAAGGGGUGUAUAUACUACAAGAACACAGGUUAUAGAUGAAAAAGAAAGAAGCUAUAUGGAUAUCAAGUACUACUUUGACAUUCAAAAGCAAUGGCCUAAUCAAAUCUCCUAGUUUUGUAGUUUUCAAUUAUUUUAAUUUUCGAGAGGUUAAUCACUAAUGUAAAAAGUUGAGGAUUUUUUUUUAAAUUCAACUUUUUUUUUUAGUCAAUGGAGAAGUAUUAUUUUUCCAUUCGAAUUGUGAAAAUGAAGAACUUCUUACAUAGAAUUUUUUAUUUUUCUUUAAAUAUAAAUAUGACAUUUAUCACCA
Molecule: messenger RNA, 1063 nt
Organism: Capsicum annuum
Lineage: Eukaryota; Viridiplantae; Streptophyta; Magnoliopsida; Solanales; Solanaceae
Product: rho GDP-dissociation inhibitor 1-like
Exons: 5
Coding region: 278-868 (196 amino acids)
Biological process (GO): Rho protein signal transduction
Cellular component (GO): cytoplasm; cytosol; membrane
Molecular function (GO): Rho GDP-dissociation inhibitor activity; protein binding
Source: RefSeq, a predicted model, not a curated record